Messenger RNA from Thermothielavioides terrestris NRRL 8126, 273 nucleotides. RefSeq lists its product as uncharacterized. The record is from RefSeq and is a predicted model, not a curated record. The transcript has a single exon. The annotation marks the transcript as partial. Lineage: Eukaryota; Fungi; Ascomycota; Sordariomycetes; Sordariales; Chaetomiaceae.
AUAUACGCCUAUAUCGACGAUAUUAUUAUCGCUAGUAAGAAUAUAGAGGAGCACCUUAAGUACAUUAAGACGGUUCUCAAUAUCUUCGAUAAGGUAUAUAUUUACAUUUCAAUAGAAAAAUCCUUUAUAGCCUACCCGUCAAUAAGACUUCUUAGCUAUAUAGUCAAUGGCGAAGGAGUGGCUAAAAUAGACAACAGGAUCACUAUAUUUAAGAAACUUAAGUUCUCCAACACCCUUAAGACCUUAGAACAGUACCUUAGUAUAGCUAGAUAG